Molecule: messenger RNA, 876 nt
Organism: Capsicum annuum
Lineage: Eukaryota; Viridiplantae; Streptophyta; Magnoliopsida; Solanales; Solanaceae
Product: NDR1/HIN1-like protein 6
Exons: 1
Coding region: 1-813 (270 amino acids)
Cellular component (GO): plasma membrane
Source: RefSeq, a predicted model, not a curated record
AUGACUUCCUCAGAGAGCUUGAGUUUCUUCUCUCCUGAAUAUACUUCGCCCAGGAUGUUUCCGGUAACACCAUCACCACGACCACCACCAUCAUCGUCUCUUAAACGUGGCAUGCCAUCGCCAUCGCCUAUGAGCCAAAUCAUCAUGUCAAAACAAGCCCUCAAUCAACCUUUGACACCAGAAGUGUCAUGUGAAAUAAUCAAGAACAAACCAGUAGUACAAUAUGUUGUGCCACGGCAACGUAGACGGACUAAUCCUGCAGUGUGGUGUGCUGCAAUACUAUGCAUGCUGUUUAGCCUACUCUUGAUAUCAUUUGGUAUUGGCACACUAGUCAUUUUCCUAUCUAUCAAACCAAGAAAUCCAGUGUUUGAUACAUCUAAUGCUAGCUUAAGUGUCAUAUACUUAGACUCACCUAAGUAUAUGAAUGGUGACUUCACAUUCAUAGCAAAUUUCACUAAUCCAAACAAGAAACUUGAUGUGAGAUUUGAGCAUUUGGCUAUUGAACUGUUUUUCUCAGAUAGCCUAAUAGCAACACAAGUUCUUCAACCUUUCACUCAGAGGCAACGCGAAACACGGAUAGUACAAGUUCACAUGAUAUCUAGCUUGGUUUAUUUGCCACCAAUUUCAGCUUUCAAGCUACAAAAACAGGUACUGAGCAACAGAGUUGUGUACAACAUCAGAGGAACUUUUAAGGUCAGAGUUAAUAUUGGCCUCAUUCAUUACUCUUAUUGGUUACAUGGGAGAUGUCAGUUAGAGAUGACAAGUCCACCAGCAGGUGCUCUUAUCACACAUAGUUGUAGAACAAAGAGGUGAAGAACUUCUGUAUAUUUGAUACUUUAGUACAGCCGAGUUGAUUUGAUUUUCCAUAUUCCUUUC